UUGUGUGUGCAUGGCAUAAAUGAUCUUGAAUAGGCGCCGGCUAUACAAACAGGAGGAAAUCAAAUGCGUUUUAUUCUUGCAUUCUCUCUACGAACGCAGUAGUGUCCAAGAGUGCCACGAAAUUAUAAUUUCACGACUCUUGCACAUGGUACAAGUUUACGUGGUAGAAAAAUAUAAUUAGUCCAAGGAUUUCCACUCCCUAAUCCAGUGAGUUUGCACAUCUCGUAAUGGCAACGUCGCCGACUAUUUUACUUUUAACUACUGCAGUUUGAAGUCGGCAUUAAAAAGAUGAGUUACAAAACGUGUUUGUUCGUAGCUUUGCUCGUUUCUUACAUUAAAAAUGGAGAAUCCCUCUACUGUUACACGUGCGCUUCGCCGGACAACUUAAUGUGCGGAAGCGAUUUUAGCACGUCCAAAGUAGCCGCACUACAUUGCAAAACCGAUGAAAACCUUUGCCUUAAAGCAUCGACCACAGUUUUGGGCGUGACCGUAGUAACGAGAACGUGUGGAGUGCAAGAGUCAUGCCAAUUAUUUGAUAAGUGCAACACCUGCAGCUCUGAUAAGUGUAACUCCUCGAGCAACGUUCAAUUUCAAUUUAUGUUACUGCCAUUAGCUGGCUUAAUAUUUGUUAAGUCUUAUUUUUGAAAUAUAUCCAUCGAAUGGUUGUGCA
This is a messenger RNA of Photinus pyralis (common eastern firefly), 670 nucleotides long. RefSeq lists its product as uncharacterized. The coding region runs from base 289 to 645 and encodes 118 amino acids. Lineage: Eukaryota; Metazoa; Arthropoda; Insecta; Coleoptera; Lampyridae. The record is from RefSeq and is a predicted model, not a curated record. The transcript has 4 exons.